CUUGUUACAACUUACAAACACAUACUUCCAUAUGCGUUCACCAAGACGCUUUUUUGAGGGUUUUUUUUUUGUCAAACUUGCAGUUUCAUGAAUCUGUAACCUCACUGUUUUAGAUCAUCCAUUUCCUUCAUGGCUCUUCUUCCAUCUGCAUCUUCCUCUUCUUCUUCCAAGAGAUGGAAAUACGAUGUAUUUCUCAGUUUCAGAGGCGAAGACACUCGCAAAAAAUUUACAGACCAUCUAUAUGCUGGUUUGAAACAAAAAGGCAUAUUCACUUUUAGGGAUGAUGAAAAACUCAAGCAGGGAACAUCUAUUGCCUCGGAGCUCUUGAAAGCAAUAGAAGAAUCGAGAUUUGCUAUCGUUAUUCUAUCAAGAGACUACGCUUCUUCAAAGUGGUGCUUGAUUGAACUAACAAAGAUCGUUGAAUGCAUGGAAAAGACAGGAUUGGUAGUUCUACCUGUUUUUCAUUAUGUAGAUCCUAGUGAUGUGCGAAAUCAUAGGGGGACUUUUGGAGAAGCCUUUGCCAAACAUGAAGAGAAUUUCAAGGAUAACAUAGAAAAUGUACAAACAUGGAAGGCUGCUCUGACUAAAGUUGCUAAUCUUGCUGGAUGGGAUUUAAAGGAUAAGCAUGAAACAAUAGUUAUUCAAAAAAUCAUUAAAAGGAUAUUUAGUGAGUUGUAUCACAAGCUCCCAGGUGUUUCUGAGGACCUUGUUGGAAUGGACUCUUGUGUGGGGGAAAUGUUAGAUUCAUACUUAGGUGAAGGAUUGGGUGGAGUACGCUUUGUUGGGAUAUGUGGGAUGGGUGGAAUGGGCAAAACAACUCUUGCAUUGGAAAUUUAUAGAAGAAUUUUUGAUAACUUUGAAGCUAGUAGUUUUAUUGCUAAUGUUAGAGAUGCAACUAAAAAUCAAGGUCUAGUUUCUUUACAAAAACAACUUCUUUCUAAAAUCCUCAUGGAAAGUGAAAUAAAUAUAUGGGAUGUUUAUGAGGGAAUCAAUGUUAUAAGGAAUACAUUAUGUAAUAAAAAUGUUUUUAUUGUUCUUGAUGAUGUGGAUGGAGAUGAACAACUAAAAGCAUUAGCGGGGAGACAUGAUUGGUUUGGUCCAGGGAGUAGAAUUAUUUUAACAAGUAGAGAUGGUCAUUUCUUGCAAAGAAAUGAAGUGGAUGAUGUAUAUAAAAUUAAAGGGUUGAAUGAUGAUGAAGCUUUGAAGCUUUUUAGUUGGAGCGCUUUUAAGAAACCCCAUCCUAAAGAAAAUUACAUGGAUUUGUCUAAGUACUUUGUGAACUAUGCUAAAGGCCUUCCUUUAGCUCUUAAAGUUGUAGGUUCUUCGUUGUAUGCUAAAGGAAGGAAGGAAUGGAAAAGUGCCCUAGAUAAACUAAAAGAAGAACCUAAUAGAACCAUUUUGGAUAUACUUCAGAUAAGUUUUGAUGGGCUUACAAAUUCUGAAAAAGGACUAUUUCUAGAUAUUGCAUGUUUUUUCAAUGGAGAAAAAAAGGAUUGCAUAAGUGAUAUACUGGAAAGUUUUGGUUAUUAUCCAGACUACAAUAUUGGUGUUCUUAAGGACAAAUCUCUCAUAACCAUUGAUGACCAUGGAAUUUUGUGGAUGCAUGAUUUGCUGCAAGAUAUGGGUCAAGAAAUCGUUCGUCGCGAAUCCCCUAAAGAGCCUGGUGGACGUAGUAGAUUGUGGAUUUAUAAGGAUGUCAUUCAUGUAUUGAAGAAUAAUACUGGAACAGAGGUAGUUGAAGGGAUAAUGCUAAACCUACCUAUUCAAAAAGUGGAACACUUGAGUCCCGAAGCCUUCUCAAAGAUGAAAAAUUUGAGAUUGCUUAAAAUUGGUAAUGAGAAACUUCCAGAAGACUUCAUAAAUGGUAUUGUGAAACUUCCAAAAGACCUCAAUAGGGGUAAGGUGCAAUUUCCAGAAGGCCUCAGCUAUCUUUCUAAUGAGUUACGUGUUAUUGAAUGGCAUGGAUAUCAUUUAAAAUGCCUACCAACCAAUUUCCAACCAAACAAACUUGUUGAAUUGAGAAUGCAUUGUAGCGGCAUCAAACAACUAUGGAAAGGAAAUAUGAUUUUUGAUGAGUUAAAGCUUAUAGAUCUCAGUGACUCUCAAAACUUGAUCAAGACCUUGGACUUCAGUAGAGUCCCAAAUUUGAAGCAGUUGAUUCUUCAACGUUGUAUAAGACUAUCUAAGAUUCAUGCAUCUCUUGGAAAUCUCAAAUGGCUUACUCGAUUGGAUCUAAAUGGUUGCAAGUGCCUUGAGAGCCUUCCACCCAAGAUCAACUUGGAAUCUCUUGAAAUUUUUAUUCUUUCUGGUUGUUCAAGACUAAAGAAGUUUCCAGAGGUUGUGGGAAAUAUGUCAAAUUUGUCAGAACUUUAUUUGAACAAGACUGCCAUAAAAGAACUACCAUUGUCAGUGGAGCAUUUAACUGGCCUUAUUAAACUAGAUCUAAGAGACUGCAAAAACCUUUCAAGUCUUCAAAAUGUUUGUUGUUGUUUGAUGUCUCUAAAAAUUCUCACUUUGUCUGGUUGCUCAAAAAUUAAUGAACUGCCAGAGAAUUUGGGGAAUAUCAAAGGUCUUGAGAAGUUAGAUGUGAGUAAAACUGCUAUAACAGAAUUACCUUCUUCGUUAGUUCUCUUAAAAAAUCUUAGAGCACUGUCUCUUCAUGAAUGUGAAGGCUUAUCAUCUAUAUCAUCAAAUAAGCUCAUCGGUUUUCCAUCAAUGCGAAAAAGAAGAGAAGACCCCACAGGCAUGUUAGGGCGUUCUCUUUCUAAUUUAUGGUCUUUGACCGAAUUGAAUCUAAGUUAUUGCCAUCUUCAAGCAAUCCCUGAUGGUCUUGGUUGUUUGUCCUCUUUAGAAUAUUUAGAUCUUAGUGGAAAUAAUUUUGUAUGCCUUCCUGAGAGUACCACUCGACUAUCUAAUAUGAGUUUUCUUCUUCUGAGUGGUUGCACACAUCUUCGAUCUUUGCCAGAGCUUCCAUUAAAUAUUAGGCUUGUUAAUGCAGAUGGUUGUACCUCACUGGAAAUAUUACCAUUAAGACCUGAAAAUGGUCCUUAUCAAGUCCUCCGUCUUCUCAAUUGUGUUAAAUUGAUUAACAAUGAAGACUACAAUGACGUGUUAUUAACAGCACUAAGACAUCACAUUCAAUUUACGGGAGAUGAACCCAUUUAUGAAUUUAUAAUUCCUGGAAGAGAAAUUCCGAAAUGGUUUAGGCAUCAAAGUGUGGGGACUUCAGUGAAUUUGCAAGUGCCUUCUUCAGAUUUAUUAUGUAAUAAAUUGAAAGGAGUCGCUGUGUGUGCUGUUUUUUUACUCCACCAACUUCAUUCAGGUUAUAGAUUUACGCAUGAGCUUGGGUGGUACUUGAAAGCCAACGGGUAUGAAAACAAAUCGAUAUCCGGUGGCUUUCGUUUUUUGGAACAAUUUGGUAAGAUUGAUUUGUAUCAUCUUUACUUGGGUUACUAUCCCUAUAAAUCAUUCAAUCAGAAAUUGAAAGAAAAUUGGAGUCAAGUAGAUGCUAAUGGAUUGGGUCAAAUUGAGAUUGGAUUUAAAACCGACGGUCCAAGAUUAGAGGUUACAAAAUGUGGGGCCCGUUUGAUAUUCGAACAAGAAAUUGAAGAUCUGAACCAAACUAUGCGUGGGUGCAGCAGCAGCAGCAGGUGUAGCAUCACUCCUUAUGAGGAUGAUUUGGAAGAUUCAGCAAAAGAUACCAAAACUGAGUGAAAGCCAUGAUGAGUAUGAUAGGGAUGACAAUGGAACCAGUGGAGAAGGUAUCUCUAAUCUAAUUGAAAAAUUCAUUCCACGUUUGGGAAAUUGGAUUGUGAAUUUAAGCACACAAGGACAAUGUAACUUUGAUUGAGAGGAAGAGAAAUCCCAGUGAAAGUGGUGGCUUUGAUGAAUUUGUACAGCUGAUAAUCUUUUUCCUUUGAAUUUUUUUGGGAAAAAGAAAUCACAUGGCUGGCCUGAGAAAAGGUGAAUGGAUGUGGGUGUCCUAUAUAUCAUAUAUAUGGUGUGCAUCACUUUCAGAUUGGUUGAAUCAAUGCAGCUUUCAGUUGCCAGCAUUUGCCCAAGCUUUGCAGUAAAGAAGUGUGGGCUUUGUCUCAUAAGUCAUAACAGCAUGAUGAUAUGCAGAGUUCUAGCAAAUAGUAAGGCGUUGCAUGGCUUCUUUAUCUUACAAAUGGGGUCUCAUUUAUUAUUUUAUAAUUCAUAUUAGGGAAAGAAAUAAGCAAAACUGUAAUGGUGUAAUAAGACCAAGUAGAACUAGAAGUUGUAAUCGAGAAUUAUAACCUGAAAGACUGAAGAUAUCUGUUAAUCCCAUGCUUAGGGAAAAAGGGAAAACAAGAAUAAUUUUUCCUCUACUUUCACUGUUUCCUUUGUGACUUUUGAGCUAUUCUUAAGUUAAUGAAGGUAAUUCUAUUUGUGAUGAAGAGGAAUCCCAGUGAACUUGGUAGCUUUGAUGAAGUUACUGGACUUUGUUGGGGAGGAAAAACUCUCAAACUACUAGCAGACAAGAAGAGUGGAACAAAUUGUGUGCUAAUCAUUUUUGUUCAAUUAUGUUGAUUGCUGUUGACACUGCCUCUCCUUCAGAUCAUGCUCAUGUCCAUACUGCAUAAGCAAGAGGAGUGAAAAACCAUACGUGAGGCAGGGAAUACUCUACCUCUAGUCACUACUAUUACUAACAUUGGAAAAAGGUGAACCAUGAAUCAUUUGUUCAUGGAUGCUAAUGGAUUCGGUCAAAUUGAGAUUGGAUUUGAAACCGAAGGUCCAGGAUUAGAGGUUACAAAAUGCGGGGCCCAUUGGGUAUACGAGCAAGACAUUGAAGAUCUGAACCAAACUAUGCGUGGGUGCAGCAGCAGCAGCUGUAGCAUCACUCCUUAUGAAAAUGAUUUGGAAGAUUCAGCAAAAGAUACCAAAACUGAGUGAAAGCCAUGAUGAGUGUGAUAGGGAUGAGAAUGGAACUAAUGGAGAAGGUACCUCUAAUCUAAUUGAAAGAUUCAUUCCACAUUUGGGAAAUUGGAUUGGGAAUUUAAGCACACAAGGACAAUGUAACAUUGAUUGAGAGGAAGAGAAAUCCCAGUGAAAGUGGUGGCUUUGAUGAAUCUGUACAGCUGAAUUUUUUUUUCCCCAUACGGGAUACGAUGAAGUUGUUGGACUUUGUAGUUUAUUGGUGAGGAGAAACUGUGGCAUUAUCUGGAUCAAAGAAGAUAUGUGCAACAGAUAGCACACUCAUGAUUAUUAAUUUUGUGGGGUAAAGUAGAUACUCUUGUUGCUCUCUUGGUAUUCAAAAGGAAAGAAGAAAAUUAGGGCUGUUUUUCACCAGAGAGGUUGCCUUCUCUCAGGCCAACCAUGUGUGUGUUAUUUUUUUGCUCACUUCAUCAAUCAUUUCAAAGGUAGAUUCAAGACAUUUUUCCUUUUGCUUCUUCUAAUUAGUUUUUACAGAAAUAGGUAGAUUCAGGCAAUGAAAUUAUUUGCAAAGUUUUCUUGUUGAAUACAAUAGACCUUGAUUCAUUAUGCUGUUAUAUUUGAAUACAUAUGUGAAGUAAAGACGCAAUUAAAUCAAUAGUUAAACUAAUGCAACUUUUUGGUUUGAUGAAUAAGAAUAAUGUAUUAAGAAACAGGGGGAAGGGAAAGGAACCCAUCUUUUUUGUUUGAUUUAUUUUUAAGUUUGUUGUAUUAAGAAAAAUAGAGCCUAAGGUAUUUCUUGAUGACAGUUUGGAAUUAGAAACUUUUUCAUUGUCUCAUUUGUCUGUCACUUGGAAAUCAAUAUCAUGUUGUUCCAUAUAGGUGAAUGGAUGUGGAUGUUACAUUGAAGCUGAAAGGUGCAUGUUGUUGCCUGAGCUUGGCAGUGUAGAAGUGUGGGCUUCUUUUCAUAACAGCGUGAUAAUACUCAGAGUUCAAGCAAACAGGAGGACUGAAGUUGUAGUAGUUAUUGGUGUUGCUGGCAAGGACUGGACGCACAGAAAGCAUUGUCAUUGAUUAUGAACAAUAUACUUCUUCCCAUGUAAUCAAAUCUGUUGGGAUGGACCACGAUAAAUUUAGAGUGAUGUAGUUUGUGUUUUUCUUCUGUUUGUUGUCAAAUGCAUGCUAAUUAUGUAAUCACUUAAAAAGAUUUUUAUAAUACUAUAAUCUAUCUUGGGAUAGAUAUUUCCUACCCUUUACCA
Molecule: messenger RNA, 6152 nt
Organism: Quercus robur (English oak)
Lineage: Eukaryota; Viridiplantae; Streptophyta; Magnoliopsida; Fagales; Fagaceae
Product: disease resistance protein RUN1-like
Exons: 11
Coding region: 130-3714 (1194 amino acids)
Biological process (GO): defense response; signal transduction
Molecular function (GO): protein binding; ADP binding
Source: RefSeq, a predicted model, not a curated record